Beauveria bassiana ARSEF 2860 is the source of this 4623-nucleotide messenger RNA. RefSeq names its product sulfite reductase hemoprotein. Gene Ontology annotation, cellular component: sulfite reductase complex (NADPH). The transcript is spliced from 3 exons. Gene Ontology annotation, biological process: amino acid biosynthetic process; sulfate assimilation. Bases 1 to 4623 code for a protein of 1540 amino acids. NCBI's taxonomy places the organism in Eukaryota, Fungi, Ascomycota, Sordariomycetes, Hypocreales, Cordycipitaceae. Gene Ontology annotation, molecular function: 4 iron, 4 sulfur cluster binding; sulfite reductase (ferredoxin) activity; NADP binding. The record is from RefSeq and is a predicted model, not a curated record.
AUGGAGGCUGCUCAGCACAAGGUGCGCACGCCAGAAGAGGCCGUCGCCAGAAUCGCCUAUCUCGCCUCCGACGUCGUUUUCUCUGUACAGCCCUCUCUAGCAACCGAUUCCGAGUUCUCUACCCAUCUCAAGCGAUAUGCUGCCCGCAAGGACCAUAGUCUCGUCGCUGCCGGCGCUGGCGCUGUCCCCCAUAUCCUCCCGGUCCGCCAUAAUGCUGACCCGCUGCUCUCCGUCUUUUCCCCGAUCCGCGCUGGCAAGCUCGUCUCCGUCACCGCGCCCUCCUCGGUGCUGCUGCCCGGCAUAACCCACCUUUACAAGCUGGCCGACUACCCCGUCGUCCUGCACGUCGCCCUGCAGCAGCCCCGUCGCGCCGCCGACUAUUCGGUCAUCACCGCCAUCCGCAACGCCGGCUGGACCUUUGUCCAGUCCGAGGCCCUCCAAGAUGCUCAGGACAUGGCCAUCACUGCCCACGCCCUCGCCGUCCGCACUGGCAAGGGCGUUGUCCACUUCUUCGCCCCCGAGACCUCGGCCCGCGACGCUCCCAUUGCCGUUGAGGAUCCCGCCGUCGUCGCUAACCUGCUCGACCUCGACAGUGUGCGCCGCUUCCAGUCCGGCUCCGUCCCGGCUAGCAGCUUGUACGCCGAUGACGGCCACGUCGCCGUCUCGUCGGACCAUCCCGAUGUGAGCCUCAAUAACGGCGCCGGCGGCGUCGCCAACUUGCGUCCGCACCCGAGCGUCGUCGACGCCUCCAAGCCCACCUCGGCCGGCACGUCUGUCAAGUCGAGCCAGCCCAGCGAGCCCGGCAGCCCCGGCGCGGCCUCCUCCGUCGCCACCACCGUCGAGUCUGCCCCGCCCCCGGUCACCUCCGAGGACAUUUACACCUGCGCCACCCGCAUCUGGGCGAGUCUCUACUCUGCCGUCGGCCGCCAGUACAGCGCAUUCGAGUACACCGGCCCGGACGACGCCGCCAACUGCCUUUUCAUCUUUGGCGCCGACACGGCCACCUUUGCGCAGGUCAUCGACAAUGCCAAGCCCGAUGAGAUUUUUGCCCGCACCGGCAUCGUCACGCCGCGCCUCUACCGACCCUGGCUCGGCUCCAAGCUUGUCGACACCCUGCCCGCCACCGUCAGGCGCAUCGCUGUCCUCGAGCAGAUUCACCGCAGGACCACCAAAUGGGGCCCGCUACUCAUCGACGUUGUCUCCUCCGUCAGGAGCGGACCCGGCGGCGUCGAGACUAUUGUCGGCCACCAGCUCGGCUACAUUGCCGCAGAGGCCGCUGACCAGGCCCUCCGCGGCAUCCUCCAGAAUCUCACCUCCGACGCGCCCCUCCAGAACCUCGAGGUCGGCGUCCGCGAUACCCCGUCCACCGCCCAGCGCGGCGACCAGGCCCUGUCCGUGCCUGCGCUCGAGACGGCUUACUCCAAGAUUCUUGACCAGCUCUUUGGCAAGCGCACAUACAUUGCCAAUGCCUUACGGUCCCAAAACACGGGCCUUUCGUCCACCGUCGCCGCCACCCCCGAGUUUGGCUUCGGUUCGCUGAUUGCCCGCAAGCACCUACGCAAACACUUUGUGAGCGAGGUCAAGGCGGCCGCCAAGAGCAGCGACUUCAUCACCGACGGUCCCAAGAAUUGGCUCGCCAAGUGGGCCGUCGUCGCCGACGAUCUGUCCAAGUCGACCGAGAUUGCCGACGACGUCAUCUCGCGUCUGCAGACUGACGGAUCGCCCAUCGCUCAGAAACUGCUCAAGAAGCAGGGUCUCUUCCGCAAGGAGUCACUGUGGCUUGUUGGCUCUGACGCCUGGUCCUACGACCUCGGUAACUCUGGCGUGCACCACGUCCUCGCCUCUGGCGAAAACAUCAACAUGCUCAUCAUCGACUCCACCCCUUACUCUGAAAAGUCCAACGCCGACGCCAACCGCCGAAAGAAGGACAUUGGUCUCUACGCCAUGAACUUUGGCAACGUCUACGUCGCCUCGACUGCCGUCUAUAGCUCUUAUACCCAGGUCCUUCAGGCCAUGCUCGAGGCGGACAAGUUUGACGGCCCCUCUGUCGUUCUGGCCUACCUACCCUACUUUGGCGAGUCUGACUCGCCCCUCACCGUUUUGCAGGAGACCAAAAAGGCCGUCGACGCCGGCUACUGGCCCCUGUACCGAUGGAACCCCAAUAACGAGACAAAGGGCGAGCCCAAUUUUUCGCUCGACUCGGAGCUGAUCAAGAAGGAGCUCAAGACGUUUCUCGCGCGCGACAACCAACUCACCCAGCUCAUGAACAAGGAGCCGCAAUUCGCGGCCAGUCUGGCCCAGGACUAUGGUACCGAGGUGCGCGCGCAGCAGAAGCGCAAGGCCAAGGACGCAUACAACCAGCUGCUCGAGGGUCUGCUGGGAGCCCCUCUCACCAUUCUCUACGCCUCGGACAACGGCAACGCGACCUCUCUGGCCAAGAGGCUUGGUAACCGAGGCCGCGCUCGAGGUCUGAAGACGACGGUUCUUGCCAUGGAGGACUACCCCCUCGAAGACCUCGCUACCGAGGAGAACAUUGUCUUUCUUACCUCGACGGCUGGACAGGGAGAGUUUCCUCAAAACGGUCUUGCUUUCUGGGAGGCCAUCAAGGAUAACACCGAUCUUGAUCUGGCCACUGUCAAUUACUCGCUCUUUGGCCUUGGCGACAGCCACUACUGGCCCCGCAAGGAAGACAAAAUCUACUACAACAAGCCGGCCAAGGACCUGGACCGCGUCUUGACCAACCUCGGCGGCAAGCGUCUCGCUGAUAUCGGCCUCGGCGACGACCAGGACCCGGACGGCUACCAGACGGGCUACGCCGAGUGGGAGCCCAAGAUCUGGCAGGCCCUCGGCGUCGACAACGUCUCCGGCCUCCCUGACGAACCCCCGCCCAUCACCAACGAGGACAUCAAGCUGGCUUCCAACUUCCUCCGCGGCACCAUCCUCGAGGGCCUCGCCGACACGUCCACCGCCGCCAUCUCGGCCGCUGACCAGCAGCUCACCAAGUUUCACGGCACCUACAUGCAGGACGAUCGUGACGUGCGCGACGAGCGCAAAGCGCAGGGUCUCGAGCCUGCCUACUCCUUCAUGAUCAGAUGCCGCUUGCCGGGCGGCGUCUCGACCCCGCGGCAGUGGGUGCAGAUGGACGACAUUGCCAACGAGCUCGGCAACGAGACGAUGAAGUUGACGACGCGUCAGACGUUUCAGUUUCACGGCGUCGUCAAGGGCAAGCUCAAGCCCGCCAUGCAGGCCAUCAACCGCGCGCUCAUGACGACGAUUGCCGCCUGCGGCGACGUCAACCGCAACGUCAUGUGCAGCUCGCUGCCGACGCAGUCCAAGUACCAUCGCCAGGUCUACGCGUGCUCCCAGAAAAUCAGCGACCACCUGCUGCCGUCGACAAACGCCUACCACGAGAUUUGGCUGACGGAAGACGACGGCGACGACAAGAAGAAGAAGACGCAGGUCGCCGGCGAGGCGGUCCAAGACUUUGAGCCCCUGUACGGACCGACCUAUCUCCCGCGCAAGUUUAAAAUCACCAUUGCCAUCCCGCCUCACAACGACACCGACGUCUACGCGCACGACAUUGGGUUGAUUGCCAUCAAGGGCGCAGACGGCAACCUCGAGGGCUUCAACGUGCUGGCCGGCGGCGGCAUGGGCGCCACGCACAACAACAAGAAGACCUAUCCGCAGACGGGCCGCAUGUUUGGCUACGUCGCGGCCGCCGACGUGCACAUUGCCUGCGAAAAGAUUAUGCUCGUGCAGCGCGACCACGGCGACCGCAAGAACCGCAAGCACGCGCGUCUCAAGUACACCAUUGACGACAUGGGCGUCGACGUCUUCCGCGGCAAGGUGGAGGAUCUCUGGGGGGCAAAGUUCCAGCCCGCCAGGCCGUUUGAGUUUCAGUCCAACGUCGACACGUUUGGCUGGGUCAAGGACGAGACGGGCCUGAACCACUUUACCUUUUUCAUCGAAAACGGCCGCAUCGAGGACACGCCCUCGUUCCAGAUGAAGACGGGCCUCCGCGCCAUUGCCCAAGUGCACAAGGGCGAGUUUCGCCUCACCGGCAACCAGCACCUCAUCCUCAGCAACGUGCACGACGACGACCUCGCCGCCAUCAAGCUGCUCAUGAAAAAGUACGCCCUCGACAAUGUGCACUUUUCCGGCCUCCGCCUCAGCUCGUCGGCCUGCGUCGCUUUCCCCACCUGCGGCCUCGCCAUGGCCGAGUCGGAGCGCUACCUACCCGUGCUCAUCACCAAGCUCGAAGACUGCCUCGCCGACGCGGGUCUCCGCCAAGACUCCAUCGUCAUGCGCAUGACGGGCUGCCCCAACGGCUGCGCGCGGCCCUGGCUCGCCGAGGUGGCCUUUGUCGGCAAGGCCUUUGGCGCGUACAACAUGUACCUCGGCGGCGGCUACCACGGGCAGCGCCUCAACAAGCUGUACCGCUCGAGCAUCAAGGAGCCCGAGAUUCUCGACAUUAUGAAGGGUUUGCUGCGGCGCUAUGCAAAGGAGAGGGAGCAGGGGGAAAGGUUUGGCGAUUGGUGCAUACGUGGGGGUGUGAUUAAGGCGACGACGGACGGGACGAACUUUCAUGAUGAUGUGGCGGAAGAGGAUGAGGAGGAAGCGUAA